Messenger RNA from Raphanus sativus (radish), 1539 nucleotides. RefSeq lists its product as uncharacterized. The transcript has 4 exons. Lineage: Eukaryota; Viridiplantae; Streptophyta; Magnoliopsida; Brassicales; Brassicaceae. Bases 1 to 1539 code for a protein of 512 amino acids. The record is from RefSeq and is a predicted model, not a curated record.
AUGACCUCAUCUUCGGGUAACAGGAAGUAUCCUCCGCGGCUUUACCAGAUUGGUAAAACACCGAAUCAAAAUAGGAGCAUGAACCACAGUUGUUUUCUAGGCAACUUACAAACGCUGAGAGAGAAUGUCGGCGAAGACGUUUGGGACGAGUUGAGGGAAUCAGCUGUAGGUGUGAUUAUCAAGCUGAAGGAGUUGGAUUACACUUGGUCCGCAAAACAUGUUCAUUACUUUCUCGUGAAUCAAUUGGCGGUUCAGAGCAGUCAUGAAGUUUGGUCUUUGAUAGUAGACCAGCCAAUGAGGUUCUCUUUGUAUGAGUUUGGAGAUAUUACCGGGCUGAAUUGUGAUCCCUAUGACACUGAAGAACAGUGGGAUGUGGCUCAUGAAGAUUUUUGGUUGAAGAUGAAAGUUCCAAUUUCUGAAGGACCCAAGUUGAAUGAACUUCAAGCGCUUUUUUCGGUCAUCGGAAACUGGCCUAGAGAGGAGCGUGUAAUGGUUGGCUUGUUGUGUCUACUAUCCAUUGGGAUAUUUGGCAUUUCAAGCAAUAGUAGAAUACCUCUGCAUUUGGCGAAAAGGGUGAUGGAUCCAGCAGCUUUCCAGCGCUAUCCAUGGGGUCGUGUAGGAUUUACCAGCCUUGUGGAUUCCAUAAAAAUGGUGACAUACGAAGUUGGGAAGAGCUACACACUACAUGGUUGUGUUCAUGCUUUGCUCAUUUGGAUAUACGAGUCUGUGCCAGGUCUAGGAGAGUUAUAUGGCAAUCGGAUAGAGCAAGCUGAGGUUCCACUUCUGUCAUGGCAUGGUUCUCGUCAGCGUAUCAACUUCCCAAACUUCUGUGCACAAGAAAAGAAAAAAUAUCAGAAGAUUCGUAUAAGGCAUAUGAUUGUAAAAGCAAUGGAGGAUAGAUAUCCGAAAUGGGGUGAAGAUGAACCCCAUCAGGAUUUGGAUAACAUGAUAGUUGACAUCCUCAAUGAUCAUCUAAACGAUAAGUUUUGGGAUGUAGUGCCAUCUACCAAGCCCCUGAAGAGAAAAACUCAUGUCACUGCACCUAGUGUUCCCGAUAGAGUGGAUGAGAGCCCCUCCACAAAACGAAAGAGGGAGAAAGAAACUGCUCCAGAAAUGGAAGAAUCUCAUACUGAUAUGCCCACCAUCAACAUCACAAUACAAAAGUUGCUUGAGGCUGUUAACAACUUGAGUGGAAGACUAGAAACCAUAGAUGUUAGUGUAGCUGAAAGGGUUUCUAAGACAUUGGAAGCUUCUGUACAAGCUCAGAUGGAAGCUAGAAUCGGUUUAUUUGAGACUGAGUUCAAGAACAAGAUGGCCAUAUUACAGGAAGAAAUAAAGGUUCUUAAAGGGAAGGAUAAUGAAAAAACUCCAUCCGCUGCCGGCAACUCCAAAGCACACGAUGAAGACGACGCUUGUAGCAACACAAUGUCAUGGAUGGUUCAGACAAAAAAAAGUUCUGUUGAUGGUUUGCCAAUACAACGUAACAAGAUGUUCUUAUAUAAGUGGUACGUGCAAAUUCCUCUGCUUGCCAAUGGAUAG